This is a messenger RNA of Scophthalmus maximus (turbot), 7058 nucleotides long. RefSeq names its product caskin-2-like. Lineage: Eukaryota; Metazoa; Chordata; Actinopteri; Pleuronectiformes; Scophthalmidae. Bases 513 to 4907 code for a protein of 1464 amino acids. The record is from RefSeq and is a predicted model, not a curated record. The transcript has 21 exons. Gene Ontology annotation, molecular function: protein binding.
CACACUUGUCGCUUGACGCUCGCUCCUGCAGUCUCGCGCUGCCCAGCGCCCUCCGCUCAGUGAACGGCUCUCUGCGGCUGGAGCGUCCGUCGCCCGCCACCUGCCCCGGCUCCCCUUCCACAACAGGUCAUGCAGCUGCCGCCUCCAGGUUGACAUAGGCAGACUGUGAACACACACUCAGCCCUGCAGGCAGCUAAAUCUCCAAACAGUUCUGCUUUAACUCCAAGACCAGACCACAGUCAUCAGAGGUGAUGGACCCGCACUCCAGCAACGUGAGGCAGAAACCUCCUGGGCCAGUUUACCUGACGCUCCCUCCCUCUAGCCGCUGCUGAGCCCAGUAUUCGCAGUCGUCGUCUCAUGGCUGGGAUUCGGCAUCUGUCUGUUAACUUUCCGACAAAUAUUUGACGAAAGCGUCCGCCUGAAGGAGCGUUGAAAAAAGGAACAAACAAAGUGUGACCUGUGCUGUCGUCGACUUGUGAGCAGUCUGUGCGUUUGCGGUUGAAUCUGUAAUCAUGGGAAAAGAACAGGAUCUGCUGGUGGCAGUGAAGAGUGGGGAUCUCCUGCUGGCUCAUAAGCUCCUCUCCAAAGUCAAGUGCAACAAAACCAAGUUGCUGGGCUCCACCAAGAGGCUCAACAUCAACUAUCAGGACUCGGACGGGUUCUCAGCACUGCACCAUGCUGCUCUGACGGGCACCACAGAGCUGCUGUCUCUGCUGCUGGAGGCGCAGGCCAUAGUGGAUAUCAAGGACAUCAAUGGCAUGCGUCCUCUCCACUACGCAGCGUGGCAGGGUAAAGCCGACUCCGUCUUAUUGUUGCUUAGAGCCAACGCGUCCGUCAACUCCUCUUCCCAUGAUGGACAGAUACCGUUACAUCUCUCUGCUCAGUAUGGGCAUUAUGAGGUGUCCGAGAUGCUGCUGCAGCAUCAGUCUAAUCCCUGCCUGGUGAACAAGGCCAAGAAGACUCCCCUAGAUCUGGCCUGUGAGUUUGGGAGACUGAAGGUGGCUCAGUUGCUGCUGAGCAGCAACAUGGUGACAGCUCUGCUAGAAGGGGACGGAGGCCACGAGAGCCUGGAAGCCCCGUCCACGACCCCCCUCCACCUGGCAGCCAGGAACGGACACAAAGACAUCAUCAAGUUGCUGCUCAAAGCUGGUAUCGACAUCAACAGAGCCACCAAAGCGGGGACAUCUCUACACGAGGCCUCGCUCUAUGGCAAAACUGAAGUGGUGCGACUGCUGCUUGAUGCGGGCAUCAACGUGAACAUGCGCAACACCUACAACCAGACAGCUCUGGACAUUGUCAACCAGUUCACCACUUCCACGGCCAGCAGGGAAAUCAAACAGCUGCUCAGAGAGGCAUCAAGUUCUCUCCAGGUCAGGGCGGUGAAGGAUUACUGGAACCUCCACGACCCCACCGCCCUCAACCUCCGGGCUGGAGAGCUCAUUAUGGUCGUGGAGCAGCACUCAGACGGCCGGUGGAAAGGUCACAUCCAUGACACUCAGCGGGGCACGGACCGGGUGGGCUUCUUCCCGCCCUCAGUGGUGGAGGUCCUCAGCAGACGAGCAGGGGGCACUCUCUCCCGCAAAGGAUCACUGCCUUGCCAACGACACUUUGCGUCCAGAGCUCCUCCCUCAAGCCAAGGCCCCACCCCUCAGACUGACGAGUCAUUCACUCAUGGCUAUGAUCCCACAGGUGACAGGAGCAGUGUUGGCAGUGCCGGCAGUGUGGGCAGCAGUCGCAGCGCCGGUAGUGGCCAGAGCUCUGAAAGCAGCCACAAACAGAACGGGACUCCAAAUCGCCAAAAUGCUGACACCGGCAAGCUGACUCCCUCUGCUGGUGAAUCGGGAGACCACCUCCACAUGACAGGAGCAGACCGCAGCAAACAGGCUGAUGGAUCUGCAGGUGGCUCCCGUCGGCAGGUCAACGGCACUCCUCAGAAAGGCUUCAUCAGGCCAGAACAUCUCCUGGAGGGCAAGGACUCUGAGGCCAUCUACCAGUGGUUGUGUGAGUUCCAGUUGGAGCAUUACACAUCCAACUUCAUCAGCGCAGGGUAUGACGUUCCCACCAUCAGCAGGAUGACCCCAGAGGACCUGACGGCAAUCGGAGUGACCAAACCUGGCCAUAGAAAGAAGAUCUCCAUGGAGAUUGGCAAGCUGAGUAUCCCGGAGUGGCUGCCUGAUUACAUUCCUUCGGACCUGGGGGAGUGGCUUAGUGUUAUUGGACUUCCUCAGUACCAGAAGAGACUGAGCGACAAUGGCUACGACUCCAUCACCAUUGUCAAAGACAUCACCUGGGAGGACCUGCAGGAGAUUGGCAUCACCAAACUGGGUCAUCAAAAGAAGCUCAUGUUGGCAGUGAAGAGACUCUGUGACCUCCAGCGAUCUCGUAACCACGCGGACAGAACUGGCGGUGGGACUCUCAGACGCAAACCCCCGGCUGCUCUAGAGCUGGUGGCCAUCGAACACACACCAACACACAGCGUGCACGCUCACGCACACCCUGACGCCCUGUCCGACACCUGCUGCCCCUCCCCUCGCACCCCCAGGGCCCUCCUCUCCUUCCAGGACAGCGAGCUGAGCGCUGAGCUGCAGAGCGCCAUGAUGGGCAGGGCGGGAGGAGGAGCCGCAGAGGCGUUCGGUAUCAGGGGCGUGGCCUCUGCAGCAGGUAUAUCUGCCAUGUCGGUCAGUCAGGAGAGCAUUAGUAUGCGGUCACGUGGCUCAGGGAACUCUGGGAAUUCUGGACAUUCUCAGGAGCACCACGCUACAUCCUCCUCAGCCAGAACGUCGAGCCGGUCGAAGGACAGUCUGGGUAGCGGAGGAGGGGAGGAGGCCAAGCGUGGAGGAAGUAGUCCUGCAGGCAGGGGUAGACAGAGACCCACGGAGAUGUGGGAGCACCAGAGUCGGACCGCGACUCCCAACAAACUCCCUUUCUCCCCCCUCACGCCUCCACUGACCCCGAGCAAAAUGCCUCGUUUUGCCUACCCAGCUGUCCCACCCAAAGCCAAACACUUCCAGUCUAACCGCCUCUAUCAGCCCCAGCCCCAGCACCAGCACCAGCACCAGCCCCAGCCCCAGCCCCCCUCCUCCCCUUCCUCUCCGUCUCCCCCCACACAGAAGGCCUUCAGUUUCCUCCAGGCUCAGGCAGCGGGUGUCAGCGGGGCCCCACAGCUGCUCUCAAAGCCUCUACCUGGAGCCGUCCCUGUGCUGGGGCCCCGGCCUGGACAAGCCCCAGCUGAUGGCAACCAAAGGGGCCCGCACAAGAAGCGUGCCCAAAGCCUAACUCGCUACGCCCUGUCCGACGGCGAGCCAGACGACGACGACGACCUCGCCCCCCCCUGCUCCGCUGCUUCCUCUGCGGCCAUGCCCUCCUACGCCACAUUGUCCCGCAGGCCAGGGCGCGGUCACACCAGCGCCACAGGGGCCCAGCGGCACAUCAACCGCAGCCAUUCUUUCGCCGUGCGUUCACGACAGAAAGGCCCGCCCCCGCCGCCACCCAAGAGGAUGAGCUCCGUAACCGGCAGCCCACCAUGCCAGCUGGGAAACAGGGAAGGGGUGGAGCCAGAGGGAAAGGGAGGAGUGGAGAUGGAGAGCGCGGGCAGCGUGCGGAGUAUUGCAGCCAGGCUAGAGGGAAGCAGCAGCAGUCCAUCAAGGAGGAUCGAUAUCCCACCAACCCACAUCCCGGUUACUCCUGUUUUCAGCCCUGUCUCCUCACUGAUUCCUUCUCACAUCAUCAUACAUCACUCAAAACCUGUACCCGCCUUGGGCAUUGGUGGCCUAAGGAGGACAGGAAGUGAGAGGACAGAAGGAGACACUGAUAGACAGAGAAAUAGAAGUACAGAGGGAGCACCCGAAGAGAAAGACAGAAAAAGUGAAAGAAUAUCAAAGAAUGCUACUGCAUCUCCGAAGCGCAGUUCCUGUGACCGUCUGCCUUUCGCCGAGGAGGGUAACCUGACCAUCAAGCAGAGGCCCCGGAUAGCAGUUGUCCCCCAGGCAGACGCUGAAGCUAAGACUCCCCCAGGGGAGCCGGCCCAGACCCCAAACGGCCUGGAGCUCCCAGAGUUCAAUCUGAAAGAGUCUGACACAGUGAAGAGGCGGCACAAACCCAAAGACAGAGACGCAUCCACGCCAGAGGAGGCUUCGACACCCGACAGAGACGACUACUACCCGCACAUCGGAAACGCACGUGAUGAUGUGAGGGCGCUGCGCGACGAAGGACCUCCCAGACAUGUUUUCCAGAGAGUCGGCUCCAUGGGGAAAGGCCCGAAGCCGCCGGUGUUCUCCAAACCUUCCAGUCCUCUGAAACAAGCCCCUCACAGCAAACCAACUCCCCCGCUGAUCGCAGUCUCUCCACUGCAAGCCAGCGCACAGACAGCCAUUCCUAAACUAACCAGCAUACAGAUUCACACAGUCUCACCCAGGCUGGGUGGCAGCGUACACACACACACUGGUAUACCCAGUCCUAAAGCUGGGAAGCCCCCACAGACGGUGAUUUGCAAGCCUGAGAGUCCACAGAAAGUCGCUGGUGUGUCUGCAUCAAGACUCCCUCAGCACAGCCACGCUUCGGCAUCCACAGCAGGACCAAAUCUCGGUACGGUCCAGAGCGUCGUGUUCGCCCCUCCCUCCUCUCCAGCGACGUCCCCCUCGUACUCCGCCUCGGCACUGCCGGGCCUGAUGGCGAGGGCGGGAACGCCUCCGGCCGGCGUGGCUGGUCUGGAGCUGCUGGCUCAGAAGAGGCUGGAGAAGACCAGCACGUCGCUGGAGGCUGCUCUCAAGGUGGUGGAGAACAAACUGGCGCAGGGGAGCAGCGUGGACGGUGGCGGCAGCACAGUGAAGGCUGCGGGAAAUAUUCUGGACGACAUCAGCAACAUGUUUGACGACCUGGCCGACCAGCUGGACGCCAUGUUGGAGUGACUUUCCUUCACCCAAAGGGAGCAGCAGAGAAGAAGAAGGAGAUAAAGACUCGAGAGAUGUCGUUGAGAACAGAGACUGCGGGGCUCAGGACCUCUGUGGGACUCGGGAGGAAUCAUUAAAAUGCACAUCUAAGGAUUCCCCCCUGCACAAAGUUUCCUCGGCGCUGCCUAGAUUUCCAACGCGAGCACUUCGCCCGAGGACACACACCUGGGAAUGUUAUUGAAGCAAAAAAAAAAGGACAAACGGCCGCUGCGACACCGGCCUCCAGAUGUCUUGUGUGUCUGCUCAGCACAUGAUCACUAAAGGGAAUGAGGGUCCAUUUUUAUUCACGUCACCUGUAAAUGUAUAGAUAAAGUCUAUUGGUGGCUCUGUAUUGUGUGUAGUCGGAUAUCUUUAUACUGAGUAUAUUUAUACCUCUAUACGUUUGUUUUUUUUAACAAAUGGAGUUCCUAUCGACUGAUCCACUGUUUAAAUAGCUGUGCUGUACAUUAGCAUUACUCUUAUGAAUAUACACUGGGGUCCAAUAGUGUUAGAGCACUUUCCCAUUGUCGCUCAUCGUCGGUAACAGUGGGAGAGCUCGUUAAUUGUAUUAAAUAGCAGCCUAUUCCACAUGUAUGUAGCAGAUAUGUUUCUACCAAAGUCUCUGAUCCCUCUUCGGCAGGCACAUAGGAGAGGUUUCAGAAACAUCACGUCUGCAAAGCACUGCUCGUGUCCGCGGAAGCGCGUUCAGCACUCCUGGAGGCUGCGGAGUCCGUGGAGCUCAGCUCGCCUCAGGGUGCUGCCGAGUGAACGUACUGUAAAUUUUGUCCCACGGAAAAGAACGGGAGAUUAUCCUGUUCAACACUGUUGAACAGUGCUGUCAACACUGAGAAUGAAUAUCUAUAGAGGUGCUGAUUUGCAGAUUUGAGUAUGGAGUGUGACAUGGACCAUCUGAAUAUUUAAAGUCAGUUUUUAUAUUUAAGAAAAACAAAACUAUUGUAAAUUGAUGAAUUAAAAGCUGCAGCAAGUAAAACUUUUUACAAUUGAUAUUUCUAAUACUAUCUUUACUUAAAGUGGAAUCACAAAAUUAAUUUAAAAGACAAACUAUUCAUAUAACACUUUUUGUUUACCGUUUACUAAUGUGUCUUCCAAACAUUUCAACUUCACUAUGCAGUUGUUUCUCGCUUUAACAUUUACAGGUUCUAUUUUGUGAUAACUUUAGUUUAAAGCUACAGUGUGUAACUCUUUUUUAUAAAUAUUGUUGAAACAAUUGAAUAUCGUUUUAGUUGACACAUACAUAACAUGAGUUCAUGUCAGAGGCGUCAGACUCGAGGCAGUUAAAAGAUGUUCCCGUUUUUGUGAGUCUCAACCUCUCAACCAAACAGAGAAGGCCGAAGUGAAGGGCGGGGUCCACAGCUGUCAAUCAGCGCAUAAGCAUGAUUCUGCUCUACUAUAAGCACUGCACUCACGCCCAGGCUUUCACUCUCGUGCCCUGCUUCCUGCAAGAGGUCACUGUCUCACAGGUUUGCAAGCUCCCGAUUCCCACAUCAGCCGAGACAGUGAACACCCCUUGGUGGAGGUGAAAGGCUGGGCGGAGCCUAACAACGCAGGCAGAGGGAGGGGUGUGGUUUAUUUUCCAGUCUCAACCUGCAUUUUGUAUCUUGAACGAUGUGACCGAGGCUGAAGAGACUGAAGAUGUCUCUACAAAAAUAAAAAGCGUCAUUUUUGAAUUUAAAGAGAGUGACACGAUGUAAACUUUUUAAAUGUUAAAGCAGAAAACCAAAGCGUAUUAUAAAUAUCAUUGGAACGUCACUUAGACACAGAAUAGAGCGAAUAGAAUCGCUAAUUGGCCUCAUGCAAUAAUCUUCAGGAGAACAGAGAGGCCAUUUCCUGCAGCCAUCUUUAAUCCUGUUUUUUGUUUUUGUUUUUUUACAGCACUCAUAAACUUCCUCCCAUACUUUGACCAGGAGAAGAUGCAGGCGUACUGUAACACAAUCAGGGAGUUGGAAUGUUUUUCAGGCAUUUUGACAGUUCUAGCACUAUUUGUUCCUAUGUUCCUGCUUUGAUGGAUGUCAGUUACUUUUGUUGUUGAUGUUACUGAUUAUAAAUAAUACUGAUUAAAAUAAAUGACUGUGUCAUCCUGGAAGUGAUUAAAAGGAGGAUUUGUACUGA